Effrenium voratum is the source of this 2337-nucleotide messenger RNA. The record is from the annotation of a GenBank genome assembly. Lineage: Eukaryota; Dinophyceae; Suessiales; Symbiodiniaceae.
AUGGCACUCACACCAAAAGAUUUGGAGGAGUUGGGCAAGGCCAAAACCGUUCUGCUGAAGGAAUUCUUCCAAGCCGAACCCCCGGCAACCAGGGGGGAGGAUCUGGCAGAGUUGUGGCGGCAGAUUUACGAUGACGACAUGCAGAGUACUGUCAUCAAUACAGCCUGUGGGCCGUCAGAUACCAACAUUCUGGUCUUCCCGUACGAGAAACUGCAGGCCUUGGUAGGUGACGGUGGGCACUGGAAGUGGCCCCGUAUUUGGCGCCGCCUGGACGAGCUCGAGCGCCGUGGCGCCGCCUACCGCGCUGGAGACCCCGUCAACUUCGAGCAGCCGAAUCCCAACGCAGAGGUUGUGCCACAGAGCGUCUUGGUGGUGGGUGGAGGGCCUGUGGGGCUUCGACUGGCCAUCGAGCUGCGACUGGGGGGACACCAGGUCACCGUUUUCGAGAAGCGACGAGAGCAGCGGGACGCCUCAGGACGACUGCAGCAAUUGGGCUUCACCAACCGCAUCAACCGGCCCCACGUCUUCAAUUUCCUUCGGAAUGACUUAGACCGUUUGAAUGGAAGGGACUUCAUGUCCUCCAAGAUGUGCUACCCAGUUUUCACACAGGGUGACACCUCAUCCAUCGGCAUUGAUGAGCUCCAGCUGUUGUUGCUCAAAAACGCCCUCUUGCUUGGGGUCGACUUUCAGCUUGGCAUGAGCUACGAGGACGCCGAAAUAGUUCUGGAUCCCACGACUCAGAAGCCUCAGUGGGAGGUGCGGUUCACUUGUGAUGCAGCUGCAGCAGAGCAGCAGAACAUGACGCCUGGCACCAACCGCCGCCGCUUCGACGUGCUCAUGGGCUGUGAUGGCGCGCGGUCACGUGUGCGUGAGAGCCAGCCAAACAUCUUUGGCGAUGUGGACAAGCGAAACUUCAAGAAGAUGAUCGGCGUGGUUGCCAACAUUCAAAAGGUGUCGCGACAGAGGCUGAAGGAGCUGGGCUUUCCCAGCGGCCAAGAGCCCACGGACAUGAAGCGGGCACACCUCGCCAAGGGAAAUAUGGUGGGCCUCAACUACUACAAAGCCUCCUUCCACAACUAUGUCAUUUUCACGCCCAGCAAGGAGGAUUUGCAGCAGGCCGGCUUCAGUGGUAGUAUUUAUUCUUUUCAUGAUGGCCGCGACAAGGUGAAUCCAAACAAGGUUGAGGAGAAGACUCGCUUAAGGCGGUGGGUUCUGGACAGAUGCAAGGAAGUCGGCAUUCCGGUGGACGAAACACUCAGUAACGGGGGUUUUGUGGAGGAGCCGAACGACGUCAUGGCCUUUGACUUCUCAGAGAUCUGGAAAUGCAAGAAAAACUUUGCCUUCAAUUUGCCACCCCCAGGUUACGACGCAGAGAAGCAGGGUCCGUGGGCUGGAACUUCCCUUGUGCCACCCAUUGGGCUUGUCGGCGAUUCGGUGACGGAGCCCUUCUGGAUUGCCGGUGUUGGAUUGCAGCGAGGUUGGAACGGCCUCAUGGAUGCCUGCUUCUUGAUUGACAACCUCUACAACAUGAGCUUUUCUGGGGAGCUCGAGCCAGCGGAAACCACAUCUUGGAAUGAGCAUGUGCAGCGUUUGCGGAAUAUGAUUCCCGUUCUAUAUGACUGCAGUCAUGAUGGCCGCAUGACAAAAGAAGGUUUGCAAGGGGAGUAUGCUGACCAGGGAGUGAUCAUGACACAGCUCACCAGGCAGAUGAAGGAUGCAGAGAAGCCUCAAUGGCAGCUGCAAGCCGACCCCUUCACCCGAUACGAACACUUGGCCAAGAAGAGUGAGGAGAAGUACAAAGGUGCCCGGCUGCUGGAGAACAUGCACCCAGUGGUGAGGAGGACUUUGGCAAUGCGGCGGGCUGGCGAUUGUGAUCGUGAUGUCCUGUCUCGCCCAAAGCUUUUGACAGUGAACGGCAGAGGAGUUGCCGCAGCCGCUGUUGAUUUUGUGGUGACGAAGCCACCGACUGCGCCGCAGCCUGCCCCACGGCCAAUUCCAGAGACGGAGGUGGCAAGGCGGGCUUCAGUGAAGUCGGAGAAUCUGCAUCACAUGUUGUCCAAGCAGAUUGACAUGCACGUGCAGCGCAGCAACUCUGCAUCAGCCUUUGACGACGAGAGGUGGAUGCCGCUUUCAGACGGGGGUGGCUUUGCAGAAAUUGCCGAGAAGCAAUGGGAUGUCAUGACAGAGAAGCAUCUGAGUCCUGCACAGAAAGCCGAGCUUUUGCAUGUGCGGAAUAUGAUGCAGUCCCUGAAGCAGCAAAUCCAGAGCUUGAACACCAGCCUGGAAGGCUUCCAGCGUGCGGAAAGAGAAUUGCUUGUCGCCGCUGGGGCACGUUGA